UGAGAAUUGAUCAGUGAAGUUACUGCCCUGCUUCCAUCUUGCGUUAUUCUGAGUGUACUUUUUUAUUGUUUAUAUCCAGGAUAGAGCAAAUAAUGGGGAGGAAACUGGAUCUAUCUGGUUUGACAGAUGAUGAAGCAGAGCAUGUUCUUCAGGUGGUCCAACGAGAUUUCAGCCUUCGCAAGAAAGAAGAAGAGAGGCUGAGUGAAAUGAAGCAGAAACUCGAUGAAGAGGGUAACAAGUGCAGCAUCCUUUCUAAGCAGCAGAAGUUUAAUGAGCACUGUUGCAUUCGCUGUUGCUCUCCUUUUACGUUUCUCAUCAAUAGCAAGCGGCAGUGCCAAGACUGCAAAUACAACAUCUGCAAGAACUGCAGCUCCUAUCAGAAGAAGGACAAGGCAUGGCUCUGCAAUGUCUGCCAGCAAGCUAGACUCCUAAGGACCCAGUCCCUGGAAUGGUAUUACAAUAAUGUGAAAAGUCGCUUCAAGCGUUUUGGUAGUGCCAAAGUCCUGAAGAAUUUAUACAGAAAACAUAGACUGGAGAGUGGUGCUUGUUCUGAAAUAAUAGAAGGAAGCUUUUUUGAAGGAAGCAUAGAAAAUGAAGGAAGCAUUUGUGGCAGUGACUCUACAUUCUACAGACAGACAGAAGGACAUAGUAUGAUGGACACCCUAGCUGUGGCCUUACGUGUGGCAGAAGAAGCAGUAGAAGAAGCCAUUUCCAAGGCAGAGACAUAUGGUGAAAGCCUGGACAAACAGAACGAGGCUUGUUAUUUACGGGAACAUAAGGAGGAACUGAUUGAAGAGCUUGCCACUACCAUAGUGCAGAAGAUUAUAAGAAAGCAAAAAAGUAAAGCUGAGCAGGCGGAGGCUGAUUUUAAUUGGCCACAGUCCAGAAGCAGCGGUCUGGCAUCUGUUGCUGUUUCAGAUCAGAGCAUGCUGACUUUUCCGGGCAGUCGCAGGGGAUCCUACACAUUAUGGAGGUCUCAGUCUGCAUUCUCACUGACUAGUGAAGAUACACCAAGCAAAGAUCUGGACCUAGCGUCAUCUAUGCCUGAGAUUCUUUGGAGGCAGCAGAAAGGCCUAGUCAGGAGACAGAGGGAACACAAACUGUCUGCGUUACCUAGCUGGAAAAGUGUGGACAGACUGAAUGAAACAAGUCCACCUCCUGUUUUACAAAGCACUGAUGGGAACUGGGUGGCUUUGCAGAGCAUUACGUUGCCUCGCCCUAGAAUGCUUGCCAAACCAAAGAGCCAAGUAUUCAAAGCUUUGGAGAAUGAAUCUAGUGUUGUGUCUGCUUAUGACGAGAUGGGCUCGGAUAGCGAGGACGACUACGACUGGAAUGUGGCCUUGAACAAGCUGCGUCGGAGGCCCAAGCAGUUGUCCGAGGAUUCUUAUUAUACCGAUUCCCAGUACAAUACUGAAUGGGCUUAUGGCAGUGAUCCGUACCAGCCAGUGACCUCACCUUCAUCUGGGCUAUACACCAAUACAGAGACGGUGUACUCUGAUUCUGAAACAUCUUCAGUAAAUUCCUCAAGAGAGGCUAGAGAAUCUAGCAAACUUCCCUGGCUACAAAGGAGAACUCAGAGUGACAAACCCAGAGUGGAAAAAGCACAUUUACAUGGAGAACUGGAUGUAAAUUUCAAUCCACAGGCUGACAGUUUAGAGUAUUCAGAUAGCAGUGAGACUGAGGAAGUCCAUUAUGAUUUAGAAAAGAGGUCUAGAAGGUGGAGAAAGAGCAAAAUUGUCUCAGAAGAAUUAAGUGAAGGAAAAAAUCACACAAAAACCCACAAGAAGAAUUUGAGCACAAAUCAGGUUUCUGAGGAUUUAUCAGAAGCUGAUAUAAGCAGUGAGGAUCAACACCAUAAAAUCAAGACAGACCUUGUUGAGGAAAAGCUUAAAUCCGAGUUAUUUGAACUAGCUGCUAAAAUGAGUGACAAGGAAACCUCUUCUGGUGAAGAGCAGGAGUCAGAGCCUAGAACAGAAUCGGAGACCCAGAAGGAAAGUUUGUCCUCAGAAGAAAAUGGCAAAAACAUUCAGGAAGAGUUGAAGAAGAAGUACUCUGCUGUCUCUCUCUGCAACAUAUCUACAGAGGUCCUAAAAGUCAUCAAUGCCACAGAGGAACUGAUAGCAGAAUCCACCGGUCCCUGUGAUUUCCCAGCAGAUACUCAUGACAGAGGGAGAGGGGCAUUUCCAUUAGGUACAGACCCUAUCAGACUCGAUGAGCAGCUCACCACCUUGGAAGAAAAUGUGUAUCUGACAGCAGGCACUGUGUACGGGUUAGAGGGUCAGCUGAAUGAAUUAGAGGAUGCAGCACGCAAAAUCAACAGUGUUACAGCGGAAUCGGAACUAGCUGAUCUGGAGGAUCAGGUAGCAACAGCAGCAGCACAGGUUCAUCAUGCAGAGCUUCAGAUUUCAGAUAUCGAGAGCAGAAUUUCAGCUCUUAGUGUUGCAGGCUUGAACGUGGCUCCAUGUGUUCACCUAACAAGAAAACGGGAUCAAAAGCAAAUGAACCAGAUGCAAACAAUAGACACAUCAAGACAGCAGAGGAGAAAGCUGCCAGCUCCACCGGUAAAAGGUGAAAAUAUUGAUGCUUCUCCAGUUACUACUGUUAGAACAUUUAACAGAAACUUUAUGCUCCAAGGAUCUCUAACACAAAGAACUAAAGAGAGAAAAAGCACUGCCAAGGACUUGAUGGAACCAACUAUAGGAUCUGCUGUAAUGUACUAGACUUACAAAACUACUGCCAAUAACACACUGCCUAAGGCUGUACACUAUAGUGCCUUUAUUUAACAGCCAUUGUAUAUGUCCAAUGGAAAACGGACCCUCGAGAACCCACAAUGCCUCAGUAAUAGGGCUUUGUUUGGAUACCUCACUGAGAAAGCUGUCCAGCAUUGUGGUCUGCUAAUGGAAACUCUGCCUUAAAGUUCUCAUGAGACUCCAGAAAGGAUACUGAGUUUCAUAAGCAAGGCUCCAUGUUUUAAGAUGCACUUUUUUUCCCCCAUUGAUUGUACUAAAGUAUAUUGUCUUUAAAAUACAAUAUGUUUUUGUAUACUUAAUUUAACCAUAAUUGUUGGUCAAUAUUUCAUGUGAAGAGAAAGGUAAAAAACAAACCUGUGAUCCAUAUUUGCUGGCACGUUUGACACUGAGUUCAGUGUUUGUAGAUCAGUCCCAAUAUCAUUUUCUAAAAGACCCUCUGUAUGCUGAUAGAGCAACUUUGGCUGAGUUAUUAUUCUAUCUCCAGACCUGGGCUGUUUGGAUGCUAAAGGAGCAGUUUACAUUUGCGAUAGGC
Terrapene triunguis (Three-toed box turtle) is the source of this 3282-nucleotide messenger RNA. RefSeq names its product rab effector MyRIP. The transcript is spliced from 17 exons. NCBI's taxonomy places the organism in Eukaryota, Metazoa, Chordata, Testudines, Emydidae. Bases 93 to 2720 code for a protein of 875 amino acids. The record is from RefSeq and is a predicted model, not a curated record. Gene Ontology annotation, biological process: intracellular protein transport. Gene Ontology annotation, molecular function: myosin binding; small GTPase binding; actin binding. Gene Ontology annotation, cellular component: cortical actin cytoskeleton.